CAGAACUGUAUGCCCACUAAAAGCCCUUUUACGAUUCCCGUGAAGCAGAUUAUCCAUAUUCAGUUACGUUUUCCUAGGGAAGCGGAAGAGAUGAUGAGGGAUUCCUUAAAACUUUAGCAGUUUUUCCAAUAUAUAUGGGCGGCUCGAUAUUUGGACGAGAAAGAUUUUAAAAUUGAAGACGAUCGAAAUUGUUCAGGCCUUACUUACUUGUUCAGGUCUUAGCAGCAGUUAGACAUUUCAGUUACUAGCGUUAGCUUCAAAAGAUGGCUGAUAUUACAAGCAGAACUGAAUUAAAAUUUUCCGGAAUAGAAUGUCUGCCACGUCAUAACCCAAAUAUAUUCAGUAACAACGGCAAUGAAGUCGCGAAUGUGACUAAAUACUAUUAGAAGUAUGCAGGCAUAAGUUACCGGGUUAUAUAAAAGCGGCGAACAUAGUCACGUGUAAUUGAACUUAUCACAACUCUUCCGAAUUAGAUGCUUCAGAAAUGAGCUGUUCCACAGGCCCUCAACAGGAAUUGCAAAGGUUGAAUUCGAGAACAAGUGGGAAAAGACUGGGUCGUCUUUAGAGGAAACUGAGAUUUAUGUUGUAUGAAAGAGAAUCAAAGAGGAAAUGGAGGCGCUGAAGAACAAUCCCAUUGAUCACGAUACAAAGCGACGUUCGGAGGAACAAGCCGAAAAAUGGAACAAAGUACAGGAACAACAGAAGAGUAGCCUUCGCCACUGUCUACCGCGCGAAAUACCAGUGGAACUUGUGUUUGGCCGCAACAAACACAUAGAGCGUAUUAAGAAACUGGCUGAGGGUGGGAAAACCCCAGUUGUCCUGAUUACUGGUGGACCUGGAUUUGGAAAGACGACUGUGGCUAAAAGAGUGGCGCAUGAAUUAAAAAAAUCAGAGACAAAGGUAACUGUGCUGUUUUGUAGUUUACAAACGAAGACAGAUUUCAACGAAGUGGUCGUAGGUAUGAUCAACUCGUGUGGUAAAGCCAGCACGCAAGUACGAGAGAAUCCGGGGCAAUGGUUAAGAAACUGGAGCAUACAUGUCCCAAACCAGGUCACGUUUGUUCUUGACAAUGCAGAUGGCGUCCUCGAGUCCAGCGAUCGAGAAUCAUUUAUAAGCGUCUUAUCUGACAUGAGAAUGUUAUCGGUGGAAAAGGUAGGAUUUGUCAUAACUUCCAGGAAAACCUUUAAGAAUACGGACUUGCAGCCCCUCGAAGUUAGAUUGGGCCCUUUGUCCGCCGCACAGGCAAAAAAACUCCUUCUUUCGAAGGUGCAAGUAUGUGAAGGUGCCCAGCAGCACCCUUCCAGGGCAGAUUACAUCGCCAAAGAUCUAUGUGGCUGCGUUCCUCAGGCACUUUGCAUUGUUGGAUCCUUGCUAUCAGACUAUCCUGAAGAAACGCUCAUAGAAAGCCUUGAAAAGAAACCAUUAGCGGUUCUAGAGGACGACGAAGGAUCUGUUGAAAAGGCCAUUAAGACUUCGUUUGACCUUUUGAAGAAACCCGAUCAAGAGGUUUUCAUCCUCCUAUCCUUGUUCCAAGGUCCAUUUGAUACAGAUGCAGUCCAAGCUGUGACGAAGGCGCAAUGUUCAACCUCCGGGGCUUUGCCUAUCUCCAUCCUGCGCUCAUUAAAAUACAGAUCUCUUGUGGAGGAGCUCUAUUCGUGCAGAUAUCAGAUGCAUCCGCUCAUUCAAUCAUACGCAAUGAAGAUUGGUCGAGAUAAGUAUGACAAACUUUGGACAAUGGGCAGAAAACUGGCUUGUGUACACUUCAUGUUGCGCCUCGCGAAGAAUGCCGAUAUUUACUGGAGUAAGGACACCUGCAAGGCUUCCCUUAUAUCAUUUCAAGAUGAGAAGGACAAUUUCGAACAUUUUCUUCAAAUUUAUGCUCAAGCUAGGGAAGAAAAAGAUCUAGAGAUCAUAAAAGACUGUGAGCCCUUUCUGGACAGUUUUCCUUACAAAUGCAUGUAUCUGGAGAGAUGUCUUCAUCCAAGAUUCUACACUGAGAUCCUUGAAAGAUUAUUGGAAACUUUUGACUCUGCAAGCCAACCAGUGUAUGUAGUAGAUCUUUUGUGUCUUCUUGGUAAUGAAUAUAGGAAGAAAAAAGAAAAAGAAGGAAAGAAAAAGUACGAAGAAGUCAUGGUUGAAGCCAAAAAAAUUCAUUUGAGGAAUCCUGCUGCGUUUGAGUCGAAACCGUUAUCAGAACUCCAUUUUCACAACAGCAAUGCCCGCUUCCUUAAAGGGAACGAACAGAAAGAAGAGGAGUGUACAAAGGCUUUGAAAAUAUGCACAGAAAAAUAUGAACAGCUUCAUGAUCACCCGGAAACAGCAGCGACCCUCAUCUUUUCAGGAAUUGUUUCAAAGCUCUGUAAGAAGUUCGAAGAAGCCAUAGAUCGGUCUAAAAAAGCGUUGGAUAUCUUUCAAAUAAAACUUGGGAACCACUAUAUGACUGCUCUAACCCUGAAGAUUACCGGAGACCUUUACGUGUCUCUUGAUGAAAAGUACGAAGUCGACGGCCUUGAGUGUUAUAAAGCUGCUUUGAAAAUGUUCGACGACCUAGGAAUGGAUGAAAACAAAGAGAGCAUCUUGGUGCGAAAGAAUCUUGGAACUUGUCACAUGAAAAGUGGGAACUUUGACGAGGCAAUGAAGCUAUUCUCGGAAGCAGAGCAAAUUGCCAAACGAGAAUUAGAAGAGGAACAUCAUUGGAAGGUCCUUGUUGAGACUUCGUUGGCCCUCUUGCUUGAGAAGAUGAAUAACGUAGAGGGGCGAUAGACAAGAUGCACAAGGGACUGGAGAUGGGCAAAAGCAUGAAUCUACCCGUGAACAUGAUGGGAGGAGAAGAGAUGAUUAAAUUUCUCAACCGGUAUCCAGGGAAGUUCCCCGAGACUGAACUCCCAAGAAACGUUGUUAGUCGAAUAGGCCAUCGAGACGCACGGCCCCACGGGAAGUGGAAAGCUGGCUCUGGAAGAGGAUGGAAUCAAUCAGGAAAUUAAGUAAAGGGGUUGUUACAAAUGCAGAAAAAUUUAAAUGGGAGCAAUGAAAAACUUGGAAACUUCUAAACUGAGUCUUAGAGGUGCGCAAACCAUGAUGAUAUGGAAUCAAUCUUUGAAAUGACUGCAGCAAAUCGAAUUUACAGUGAUAGCUUUAUAUUUCACACAUGAAGAUAACUAUACAACAAGAGAAAACAGGGAUCUCUAAGAUACAACCAAUUAACUUUCGUGUGGUUCUCUUUUUUUCUUUUGUGUUAAAAAUAUUACCUAUUCAAUCGUUUUGAAGCGAGAGGCAGAUUACCGACGAUUAACGAUUAACCAACUUCUGUCAGCGUGUCUCGCGCCAAUUAUUUUAACAAAAUAGAUUCCAUCGAGUUGCGCGUCUCUUCAGUAAUAGUUCACAGAUGACGUCAAAUGUGGUAAGAACCGAAAAGUGAGACACGAAGCCCAGCCGAGUGUUGCUCGUGUCUUUACCACAUUCAGUUAUCAUCCGUGAACGAUUACUUUACAGAAUCACGACAACACGGAGUCUAUUUGUUUUAUGCAUGUUAUAUGAUGAAAAGAGUUGUUAAUAUUUGUAUUCACUACAUUCAAAAUUAUUUUUCAGAUUGUAAUUCAGCCGGCUAUACUUUAUCUUUUGGCUGGAAGGGGUAGUUUUAAGGGUGAUUUUAGGAAAUGUAAGACUCCGAUUAGUAAGGAAAUCGAUAGCUGAAUUUUUCUUGUACAUAAUGUAGACUCAGGCGAAAAGGAAAAUAUCUUUGAGCAUAAUCAGUUAGUUACUCGGUAUAGAAACUUGUUUUACUUCGUUCAAGCAGAAAUGUGCCGAAGGUUAUAAGCAUCAAUGUUUUAUUACUUUCAAAGUCAAGCUUACCUUCAAACUCACCAGGAUGCUUAAAUGUAUCUGAGGAAGAUUUUUAGCGACUUUUAACUUUCUGUCCGCUUGAUUGUUUUAACCGCAGUAUGGGUUUGUCUUCCUCGAGAUUGUGCAAAUUAUUGGUUUUUCAUAUCAAAUAUUAAGCCAGAAAUCUUAACUCGUUUCUCUUAUUUGCCGUGUAGGCACACGAAAUAUUAAGUAUUUGCAGAAGCCACAAAUGUCGCAAAGAAGCUGAUGUGAAUUUUAAAUGUGAUAAAAAUUUGUAUUUUUGUACAAUACAGUCUUUGCCUUUUACUCAGAGCUGUUACAUUUCCACUGUGUUGUCUAAUUAUAAAAAUUGGAUACCUUUACAUAAUUGCUGGUAGCAACAAUAAGUAAAUUAGUGAGUAAAGAUUCUAUCAACGAAUAUUUCCUGUUUUUGAUGAGAAGGUAUAGUUCAAUGUCUUAGGGAAAAUUAAGUGAUUUUUCCAUGAGUUUUUUUGGAGCAUAUUUUAUACUUUUUUCAAUAUUUUAGCCGUUCUUAAUUCAUUCGAGUUUUUUUAUUGUAAUGUUUUAAGAUAAAAGCCAACAGUAAGUUCUUUCAACUACCAACAUGUACCUAUGGCUUUGUUCUCGCCGCUAAACAUCCGUCCUUUUGUGAUUUUAUUCUUAGUGGACAUUGUUAAGUACACAUUCCUUGUAGCGACCUUUUCUGGUAAAUUACUUCUCAAGGAAGUUGCUAGCUGUAAAUUAGUCCUUUUCAUGCGAUAAUUUUUCUCGUUGCUACUUGUUCAAACUUAACACCAACAUCGCUUCUAUAGGCACAAAUUUUAAUUAAGUUCUCACCUUUACUUGCUAAGAUAUACAAUCAAGCAAUUGUAGAUUUAGGGAAUAGAACCACGCGCUCGAUAGUGCAUAAAGAGGUCUAUUGUAAAGCUUUUUCGAUUACAUAGACGACUGCGUGGCGAUUGCAUUGACGGCUGUGUGGCGAUUAAGAAGUUGAGAACGGCAGAGGUCAUGUCGUUUCCCGACAGGAACUAAAAUAAACUUACUAUGGAACCAAA
This is a messenger RNA of Pocillopora damicornis (cauliflower coral), 4898 nucleotides long. RefSeq lists its product as uncharacterized. Gene Ontology annotation, molecular function: protein binding; ADP binding; ATP hydrolysis activity. The record is from RefSeq and is a predicted model, not a curated record. NCBI's taxonomy places the organism in Eukaryota, Metazoa, Cnidaria, Anthozoa, Scleractinia, Pocilloporidae.